AUGCAGAACGCAGUAACUCAGCCAAACAUCACUCACACCGCUUCGACCUUUGAUGCUUGGUCUCCAAUGUGUACCUCUACCACCUGUUACUCUUCCGAGGCGAGCCCUUCAGCAGUAUGGGACGAGACAGGAGGACGCCACUACUCCACGCUGAUGCCAGGACUUCUUGCACAAUCGAAUUGUUCGCCCACCGGAGAGACUGAACCCUCGCCAUCAGAAGAACCGGGGUUGAAGAAGAAAAGAGUCAGGGGUCCUCCUGUCAACUGUCCUGUAUGUGACAAGACCUUGGACAAACCAGCCCUUCUGCGCGAACACAUGCGUGAGCAUGGCGAUCAGGUCAAAUGCUCGAGGUGUUACCAGACCUUCCCUGAGGCAGGGAAUCUCGCCAUACACAUGAAGAUGCACGAGGCAGGACCAUACGUAUGCCAAAGCUGUUCCAAAGUGUUUUCCAAGGCAGCAAACUACCGAAGGCACCUCAAGUGUCACGACGAGAACCGCCCGAAGAACAAGUGUCCCAGAGAAGGAUGUGACAAGGAAUACGUGUUUGCAGGUUGCUUGAACCGACACAUCAAAUCGCACUACGAAGACUACAGGUGUGGCGACUGUGACAAACCGUUCAAUCGGGCGGAUUUGAGAGACCGGCACCAAGGCAAGCACUGCCAAAAAGCCCGGGAGCGAAGAGCAGCAGAGGAAUCAUUAUCACUGUCACCUCUGGUUGGACGACCAGAGCCAUCGCUGAACUAUCACCCUCAGAACCUGACGCAACUGCACAUGUCUAUGCAAAUGCAAACACAAGCACGGAAUCUGGUCAUGCACCAGCAAUUCGAGACCGCUACUCAAGGCCCGAUGCCGGAGCACCCAACGCAAGUCCCGAUCUCGACGCCAGCAGCUGUAUUGCAACAAGCCACCGUGCGAAUUGGGCAACAACCCUUUGUCCCUGGGAGCUGGGACGGGGGUCACACAGGGUAUGGCUUUUGA
Molecule: messenger RNA, 978 nt
Organism: Cladophialophora psammophila CBS 110553
Lineage: Eukaryota; Fungi; Ascomycota; Eurotiomycetes; Chaetothyriales; Herpotrichiellaceae
Exons: 4
Coding region: 1-978 (325 amino acids)
Biological process (GO): regulation of transcription by RNA polymerase II
Cellular component (GO): nucleus
Molecular function (GO): DNA-binding transcription factor activity, RNA polymerase II-specific; RNA polymerase II transcription regulatory region sequence-specific DNA binding
Source: RefSeq, a predicted model, not a curated record